UGGAUCUUUUCUGUGUGAGUCGCCGGAGCUCCCUCAGCCUGCUCCUUCCCACCUGUCCUUGACUUACUGUUCCCAGACGAGACGGAGAGAGGAAGCUGCUCCAGCCUGCUCCUCCCUCCAGCACCUUUUUUCCCUGCUGUGUUUAUGUGAGCAGCGGCAUUUUAUCUACACACCAUUUUCUCCAUGUCUGUGUGUGGCUGCUUUCUUUUUUUUUUCUACCUGUAGUGCUUCAACGGAGUGGCGAGGAGAGGAGCGUUUGUCCUCGGCUGGUGGAGCUCUGAUGGGAGGCGGUGCUGGCUCUGGCUGGGACUGGGGAUGCUGAACGGUGGGAGGGAGGGCCUGUUUGAGCUGGGACAGCAGCUCCAGCAGCAGGGGGAGUACCAGGCCGCCCUCCACUGCUUCCUCAGCUGCCUGUUGGGACUGACCCAUGUGCAGAGCUUCAACUCUCUGCCCAACUGCCUCCACCAGAUCGCAGAGCUCUUCAUCACUGAAAAGAAUUAUGGAAAAGCCCUGCAGUUCAUCCAGGCUGAGAAAAUGUUCUACGAGGUGGCACUGAUCGAGCUGACCGCUCUCCAGGGGAGCACAGGGCCUCAGGAGGAGGCGACGCUGGGCUCCGCAGGAUGGACGAGCCCAGAGGAGAUCUCGGAGCAGGCCUCCCAGGCGCAGCACCUCGAGCGGCUGGCCCAGCUUUGCAUCAUGAGCAAACAACCUCAUCUUGCUCUGGAAUACAGCGGUAAGGCUACAAAAAUCCACCAGAGGGCCUUUGGGAAUGACCACCCCAUUACAGCCAGGAGCCUGGAGCUCAUGGCCACCGUCUAUGCUGAGAUCGGCAAGACUGAGUACUCAGACUCCCUGGGUCAGUGUGUCUCUGCACUGUCCAAACGCUUCGCUGCUGCAGAGUCCAUCAGAGACACCGUAAAUGGUCUUCCUCAUUCCCAUCGAGAGAAACAUUCAGAGGUCCGUCACAGAAAGGACUCCCACCAUCACCAACAGGAGGACACCCCAAAGACUAAGGUAACUAAUGGCAAAGUCCCCACCUCCAUCCUAAAGAGGCCAAGUCCAAACUACGGGUCAGAAACAGAGCCCAACCACAGGAGGAAAGGGGAACGCCGGGUUAGAUUCAGGGAGCCAGAGACCACAGUACAUGAAAUUCCUUACAGUGACUGUUUAGGUGCCUAUGAGACGACACCCUCCCGCCCCCACCUGGCCCUCUUCACCGCCCUCUUCCUGCUGAUGUCAUUCCUGGGCGUAGCCAUGUACUGCACAGGACGGCGGCGCCCUCAGCGGGUGUGCGAGGAUCUGGAGUCCGUCCUGGCCGUCUACCUGCUGCACAUGAAACAGCUGCUGUGGGGCUGCUGGAUAUGGCUGACCAUGCAGUGACUAAGACCGACCACAGGGGGGGACAUAAAGCCCCUUGUUUUUUUUAACCCCUCUUUUUUUCCUGUCUUUGAAAGAGCCCAGGCCUGCAAACAACCUCAGCCAUUUGUCUGGGCUCUUAUACGGUGGUGUUAAACCGCUUUGACAGAGAGAAAAGGGAGAAAUGUGUAAUCCCAGAAAAAUGUAGCUUCCAUGUCUGUAUGUAUAUAUGUAUUAAGGUGGUGCAAACACCACUUGUUAUUUAAGUUGUCAUGAUUUUGCACAUGUUGAUGCUCACAUAUAACGCUCACUUGAUCACCACUAAGCAUUUAAUUUCCAGCUCAUGUCACAAACUGUUGUAUGUGAGUGAAUGUUCCCAUGGAAUGCAAAUAUAUAUUUUAUUACAGUGCAAGAUUUGUGUAUACCAGAUAUAACACAACUGAAUGUGUACAUACAGCUCAAUAUAUUAAGGACUA
Messenger RNA from Cheilinus undulatus (humphead wrasse), 1832 nucleotides. RefSeq names its product chromosome 18 C14orf180 homolog (gene c18h14orf180). The transcript is spliced from 10 exons. Gene Ontology annotation, cellular component: transport vesicle; trans-Golgi network; plasma membrane. Lineage: Eukaryota; Metazoa; Chordata; Actinopteri; Labriformes; Labridae. The record is from RefSeq and is a predicted model, not a curated record. Bases 316 to 1380 code for a protein of 354 amino acids. Gene Ontology annotation, biological process: positive regulation of Golgi to plasma membrane protein transport. Gene Ontology annotation, molecular function: connexin binding.